CGAUGAUAUCUGCGGUCUGUGGCAGUAUAGGGAUGAAGACGUCGAGGGAAUCGCAUCCAUCACGAGAUCCACAAUACUUAACACCAGUAAAGAGAUGACUGCCUUUUCGGACUUCCCGGCGCCCAAAGACUUUCCCAAUUAUAUGCAUAACACCAAAAUGCGAGAAUAUCUGACUCUAUAUGCGGACAGAAUUGGAUUCAAAGCAUAUGUGAAACUAAAUCACGAAUUAAUAAAUUGCGAACAAAAUGAUGACUACGAGGGGACGGGCAGGUGGAGGCUAACGGUGCGCGAUAUUCUACGUAAUUGUGUUUUUCAUGAUGUUUUUGAUGGGGUAAUGGUGUGCACCGGGAACUACAGUAAACCAUUGAUGCCGGAGCUCAAGAAUCAAAGUAUAUUUAAAGGACUGGUAUUACAUUCACAUGAAUUCAAACACGCAAAUGGUUUUGAAGGGAAACGAGUGGUAGUCGUAGGGAUCGGUAACUCGGGCGCAGACAUUGGGGUCGAGUUAUCCAAUGUAUGCAAAAAUGUAUACCUGUCCACUCGUGAUGGCAGUUGGAUUGCCAGCCGAUCGGGACCUAUGGGUCAACCGUUUGAUACAUUUCUGUUGCGGCGAUCAUUGUAUUCAAUGUAUAAACUGCUUCCCUAUGGCCUGUCGUGUUGGGCACUCGAGAAAUAUUUGCACAUCAGAUUUGACCACAAAUUAUAUGCAUUGAAACCAAAACACAGGGUAUUAUCUCAACAUAUUGUCAUCAAUGAUGAGUUGCCCAAAAAAAUUAUGACCGGUUUGGCGCACAUUAAGCCAGACAUCCAGGAGUUCACCGAAAAUGGAGUAAUAUUUAGAGGUGAAACUCAUGAAACCACAUGCGAUGCCGUGAUAUACGCCACUGGAUAUGAGAUAUCCUAUCCAUUCAUAUCCCAGACUUUACUGUCCGUUAAUAAAUCGGAUUUUAAUUUAUAUAAACAUAUAUUUUCGCCGCAUUUAACGCAUCCCCAGACACUGGCCUUCAUUGGCUGUAUAGUACCUUUCGGUGCAUUAGCACCGGUAGCCGAGCUCCAGAGCCGCUAUUUCGCGCUACUAAUGGCUAAUAAACUUCAAACGCCUCAUAAGAAACAAAUGCUAAGCGAUAUCAAGCACCGGAAGGCAUGGGUUAAGAAGUAUUUUCCGGACUGUGAAAAGUUUGCACUUCAUGUGCAUUACGUCGAGUAUAUGGAGGAAAUGGCCAGGAUCAUUGGCGUUAAGCCAAAACUAUUCAAGUAUUUCUUUACUGAUCCCAAACUCUGGUGUCACCUAUACUUCGGCCCCUGUGUUCCCUAUCAGUACCGAUUGAAUGGCCCUAAUAAGUGGUCCAACGCUAGAGAGGCUAUACUUACAGUUAAUGACAGAAUUAAAGCGCCGUUUAAGACAAGACAUGAAUAAAUAAUUUGAAUUAUAUUUUGGGAG
Molecule: messenger RNA, 1441 nt
Organism: Oppiella nova
Lineage: Eukaryota; Metazoa; Arthropoda; Arachnida; Sarcoptiformes; Oppiidae
Source: the annotation of a GenBank genome assembly